UUCAUUUCUAGUUUUGUUUCUUAUUUAUAUUCUCCUGGGGUUUUUAUUGUAAUGUCUUUGCUUUCCCUUGUGUUUUUAAUUCCUUCAUUCAUUAUUUUCUAUGAUUCUAUUUUCUGAAGUUUUAGGAGGCUAAUCCAGCUCCUAAUGUGUGUGCUGGCAUGUGCUCAUAGAGGACUGGUGCUGUGUGUGGGUGAAACUGGACACUCAUUUUCCAGGUCGAAGCUGCUGGUCUCAGCUGUGAUUUUACCAGUUCCCUGAAAGAGAAUACCCUGUACCUUCACAGAGUCAGGCGCGGCCUCCUGAGCCCGGCGGAAGCCCCUGGGUGUUUCCGGCGCAUGGAGCCAUGGCCCUGCUCCCCGGGCACGCGGAGCCCCCUGGCGGCGGCGCUGUGGGCGGCGGGGCCCGCGCCCGGCACGUCAUCAUCAAUGUGGGCGGCUGCCGCGUGCGCCUGGCCUGGGCCGCGCUUGCGCAGUGCCCCCUCGCGCGCCUGGAGCGCCUGCGCGCCUGCCGCGGCCACGACGAGCUGCUGCGCGUGUGCGACGACUACGACGUGAGCCGCGACGAGUUCUUCUUCGACCGCAGCCCGUGCGCCUUCCGCGCCAUCGUGGCGCUGCUGCGCGCGGGGAAGCUGCGGCUGCUGCGGGGCCCGUGCGCGCUGGCCUUCCGCGACGAGCUGGCCUACUGGGGCAUCGACGAGGCGCGCCUGGAGCGCUGCUGCCUGCGCCGCCUGCGCCGCCGCGAGGAGGAGGCGGCCGAGGCGCGCGCGGAGCCGGCGGAGCGCGGGGCGCAGGGGAGCCCGGCGCGCGCCCUGGGGCCCCGGGGGCGGCUGCAGCGCGGCCGGCGGCGCCUGCGCGACGUGGUGGACAACCCGCACUCGGGGCUGGCGGGCAAGCUCUUCGCCUGCCUGUCCGUGUCCUUUGUGGCCGUCACGGCCGUGGGCCUCUGCUUGAGCACGAUGCCGGACAUCCGCGCCGAGGAGGAGCGGGGCGAGUGCUCCCCCAAGUGCCGCAGCCUGUUCGUGCUCGAGACCGUGUGCGUGGCCUGGUUCUCCUUCGAGUUCCUGCUGCGCUCCCUGCAGGCCGAGAGCAAGUGCGCCUUCCUGCGGGCACCGCUCAACGUCAUCGACAUCCUGGCGCUGCUGCCGUUCUACGUGUCGCUGCUGCUCGGGCUGGCGGCUGGCCCGGGAGGGAGCAAGCUCCUGGAGCGCGCGGGGCUGGUGCUUCGGCUGCUGCGCGCGCUGCGCGUGCUCUACGUGAUGCGCCUGGCGCGCCACUCUCUGGGGCUGCGCUCGCUGGGCCUGACCGUGCGCCGCUGCGCGCGCGAGUUCGGGCUGCUGCUGCUGUUCCUCUGCGUGGCCAUGGCGCUCUUCGCGCCGCUGGUGCACCUGGCCGAGCGCGAGCUGGGCGCGCGCCGCGACUUCUCCAGCGUGCCCGCCAGCUACUGGUGGGCCGUGAUCUCCAUGACCACCGUGGGCUACGGCGACAUGGUCCCGCGCAGCCUGCCCGGCCAGGUGGUGGCGCUCAGCAGCAUCCUCAGCGGCAUCCUGCUCAUGGCCUUCCCGGUCACCUCCAUCUUCCACACCUUCUCGCGCUCCUACUCCGAGCUCAAGGAGCAGCAGCAGCGCGCGGCCAGCCCCGAGCCGGCCCUGCGCGAGGACAGCACGCGCUCGGCCACGGCCACCGAGGACAGCUCGCAGGGCCCCGACAGCACGGGCCUGGCCGCCGACUCUGCAGACGCGCUGUGGGCCCGGGCACGGCCCUGACGCCGGCACCACCCACACGAAGACCCCUCCACACCAGCUGCAGCGUCGGGAACCCGGAGGCGCGCGGGGCGUCUGGCCCGGGGGAGCGGGUCCUGCAGGCCGCGUCCUCGGCCCUCGUGCAUGAGGAGUCCCAGAACUAGGCCGGGCCCCGCCUGGAAGCCACUGGCCUGUGACCUCCUGCCCCUCCCCUUUCCGUGGAUUUUUAAUUUUCUAUGCCUAGCUAAAAAUAAAUUUAGUAAGUCCCAGAAA
Messenger RNA from Sapajus apella (tufted capuchin), 2011 nucleotides. RefSeq names its product potassium voltage-gated channel modifier subfamily G member 2 (gene KCNG2). Gene Ontology annotation, cellular component: membrane; voltage-gated potassium channel complex. Gene Ontology annotation, molecular function: protein binding; voltage-gated potassium channel activity. The transcript is spliced from 4 exons. The coding region runs from base 344 to 1762 and encodes 472 amino acids. Gene Ontology annotation, biological process: potassium ion transmembrane transport; protein homooligomerization. NCBI's taxonomy places the organism in Eukaryota, Metazoa, Chordata, Mammalia, Primates, Cebidae. The record is from RefSeq and is a predicted model, not a curated record.